AUGGACAAGAAUAGCAUUAGCACAGCCUUUUGCUUUAUACCGGAGUCUGAUGCUUCGUUUGAGGUGAGAUGUGCAGCUAUUAAUAACGAGAAGCGGCUAUUAGCAACUGGAACAGAGCAAGGUGUGAUAAUUCUAUGGGAAAUUAGUUCUUCCGAUAGAAAGUAUAGUAAUUGCACGCGGUCAUUAAGCAGGUUCAAGGAGAUUUAUGAGAAAGCAAACAAUUUGAAGCUGACGCAAAAGUUCUUGCUCAUCUUUAAUAACAACUCAGUUGCGUUUCCGGUCAUUCAAGUUGAGUUUGCGGCUGGCUCUAGCCUAUCAUUUGCGCCCAAAGAUGGCUCACAUUCUCCAAAUUGCUUCAAUGGAACGCAGCCGGCGGAAGAAAUCCUCUUGUCCUUACAUGAAGACAGUACAGUCUGUGUAUGGUCAUUGACAAAUUAUCGGUGUUUACACAAGGUGAGGGGACCUCCAUUCACGAUCAACAAAAUUUUGGUUUUACCAGAUCGUAGAUUUAUCGCAUUGGUCGGUGACUAUAAGAUAAAUAUAAUUGACGCAUGGAAUAUAAAGCUAAUAGAAACAUUAGAUAUUUCAAAAGAGCAUAAAUCGGCUCAAUUGAAGGUUACAGCAGAUAAUCGUAGUAGCGUGCUUACCACGGAAUCAGAUGAUCCAUCGCUUGAAGGAUUUUCUAGCACAGGACCGAAUAAAGUUCCAAAGAUAGUAUCAGUAAAGUGUGGUUGCGCACCUUCAAUCCUUAGUUUUCGGCAUGGCAUUCCAUUUCAAAAUGAAGAUGAGGCCUCCUUAAAGGAUAUUGGAAAGACAAAUUCUUGCCCAUUAUUAAUAGCCAUUUUAUUGGAUAACCAUGAUAUGCUAGUUUUGGACUUGACCGUGCGUAUAUCGCAUUACAAGAUUUUGGAUGGUUCAUCAAAUGGUUCCAUUAGGAUUAUUUCGGAAUGGGAUAUGUGUUAUGGUCACAAGGCAAAAAUAACACCGGAAAGAAAAGGCACUUUAAAGAGAAGUGGCACUUCUAGAGGUCGUUUUGGUAUUAAUGCAGCACGUGAGCAUAUUUUUGAGCUUGAAAAGGAGGAAGGUCAUUUAUGCAUGAUUGAUCGUUUCAUCUUUCUUUUGAUUGGUUAUCGCAUUUUGGUUUGGUAUUACGAGUUUGAUGGCGAAUUAAUAAGGACUGCCGAGAUUUUGAGUUUUUCCGACUCAGAAUUUAGCCCUAGAACAGAAAGUUGGUUUGGACUCAAAUGUUUAAGGGUAUACAACGAUGCUAACUUGUUACUCGCAUGGUUGAAAAAUGGAAAAGCGCGUAUGUUUAUGAUUCCUAAACGUAAUGCAAAGCGUCAUUUUUAUCCUGUAAAAACCAUUAGGUUUCCUCCGUUUUCUCAAUCAAUAAAAUGCAAUCAUGACAUAUGUUUUUUAAUUGAUGAAAAUCUUUGCAACUAUGAUUUGAUGGAUCUAGGUGAUUUCCCACUUACUGUUUUUGCACUUUACACAAAUAACGGACAAAUAACCUACGGUAAGAAUGACUUUAAGCUUUGGAGUAGGAUGAAAAACACCCUAAGAAUCGGCUCAACUUUAGCGCAUAAGGAUAGGGUUUGUUCAGUUUCCAUUGUUGAGAGAAAUGGAGUCAUUAAUAAGAUUGAGCUUCUUUCGAAUGGGAUGCUUCGUUGCAUAAAUUUGACCGAUUAUAGAAUUGAAUAUAUGACAUCGCCUAAUGCAGUCGUCUCAUUUUUAAGUUCAAUUAAUCAAGAUAGAGUAUUUAAUCAAUUUUUUGCCAGUUACAGAAUCAGCACUCCAGUAAAAAAAUUUGAGAAUGAUUUUGAGGCUGAUACUAGUCGUUGGAUUUUGCAUUCUGUAGGAAAUAAUUUUUUGGUUAUUGCUAUGGAUAAUGGAGGAAUUACAAUUUAUGCUUUGAGUACGUUGGAAAUAUACUUGUUUUUGAAUAAAUGUCAUACAUUUCCUAUAAGGUCUGUUCACAAUGUCUAUUCUAUAGUAUCUAUUGGAGAAAAAUCUAAGGAAUCUGAUUUGGUUGAAUUACCGGAUUCCUUUGCUUCUUUGGAUUCUUCUGGAUCAUUGGUUUUGUUUAAUAUAUCUCAAUUUGUUGGCCAUUGUUUCAAUUACCAAAAUAUUCCGUUUCAAAUCCCAGAUGAUUCAAUAUAUUCUGAAGCUAAUUCUAAGGAUAACCAUUGCACGGAAUAUCUGCACCAACAAAAUCUUAUUUUCCAUUCUGAAAGUUCUAGAGGGUUACAUCGUAUGGAUAGCACUCGCUUUUUGUUCAAUGUUGAUAUAGAUAAAAUUUUCGUUAACAAUGAGAGAGAUUUGCUUUUUGUUCUGACAAAGGCCCAUGUACUUUUAUGGAGGAUAACAACUGGGAGUUUUUUGAGACGUUUUCCACAGCUUUUUCUUUACAGGAGAGCUAUCUUCUUGUCUACGUCAAAGACCAUGUCCCCUUUUGGACAGUUAAAAUCUAGCAUGAGCUUUGCUGAUACGAUAACUUCACUCCUGUCAAACAAGUGGCAAACGGAAACUUCAGAUGAUACAAAGGGUGGAAAUGUUGAUAUUAUGAAAUCACUUCCUCCAAAUUAUCUUCUUUCCCUGUCUCUAUUUUCUGAUAAGCGCAAAAGAAAAAGUUUAAUAUCACCACUUUGUAUUUCUUUUUUAAACUUGCAUUUUAAAGGUUCGAAAAAGUUUACAUUUUUAUCUAAAGCAAAGUGUUCACGUGCUAACCAUAGGAGAUUUCUCAUAGAUAGUGGAAGAGCAUUUUCUAAAGUUAGCAAACGAUAUGUUAAGGCAAGAGAAGUUGAUUUUUCAGAUUUACGUGAUGAAAAAAUUACUAAAGCAACACCUUUCGUUAUAUUUCCAUUAACCAAUGUAUUAUAUGAAAAUCACAUUAAUGCCGAUAUUCUAGCAUUGUUAGAGUCAUCCACUCUUGGUUAUUUAGGUAUUCCUAACGGUUCAAUUUCUAUUCCCCUCAAGUUUGAAUAUUUUGGAACUUGUAUAUUACGUCACAUAAACCAUCGCAAAUGUAUAUUAUCGGAUGAACCUCCAAAACCACGGGUUGUUCGCUGCAAUUCAUUUCCAUCUGUUAUAAAGGAUUCUGCGAACGAUAUUUUUGAUAGUCCACACACGAAUACAAACUCAUAUUUGUCAACAUGUCUGUUAUUACAAGAUUUAUAUUUUUCUCACACAUAUUCUUCCAAAGACGUAUACGAAACUGUAUAUACAUGGGAACAAUCGGUAGAUAUAUGGCUACUUGCCAAUUUAAUGUUGGUUUGUACCUGCCAAACUCUAUUCACUCGAUUGUCCAACUUGUUGGCUAAAAGGCUAAAUUCUUGUUCAAAUCAUGAACUAGAUCUUCAUGUUUCAAGGGCUUUGUUCUACAUUCACAAUGCACAUUCUUUUAAGAUGAAUGUGAAGAGCAGGACAAACAUUUACAUUUGCCACUGUAAUGCUACGACUUUCACAUUUGGAACUCGAUGUGGUGCCUGCCUGAAACCAGAGAAUGGGUUAGAAACUCUUGACGACUUUGCAACACCCCCAAAACAAUGGGAAGAGGAUGCAUCCUUGAUAAUUCUAACGUUUAUAGCACUUGACAAUCAUUUGUAUUCUCUGCGCAAUCAUGUUAGAAUAGGGAUAAAGAACUAUCUGUUUGCGACAUAUGUUGCUCAGCAGCUUAUUGGAUUGAUAAUGCCUACUCAGUCUGAUCCCAGCAUUCAAAUUUUGGACAAAAACGCUACCCUAUUUGAUAGCAACACCUUCUUCCUUGAUGCUUUUACACAAGGGUUUGGAAUCAUAUGGAGUUUGUCUAGUCUUUCAAAACAGUCUAUUCUCCCAGAGCACAUUCGCUAUUCAAAAGUUGCCACCGCAUUUCGCGAUGAUUUUGAAUCUGUAGAGGGCAUGCCGAUGGAUAAUGCGUACUUCAUAUUGAUGAUAAUCCAUAAUUAUCACUUGACAGCCUCUGAUCACUGGAACAAAUUACUUAUAUUAUGCUGUUGUGAGGAUACAAUGCUAGUUAUUGAUAUCUUUGGAUGGAUUGUUAAAAAGAAGAAGUUAGGGGGGGCAUACAUUACCACAUCGAUUAAGUUGAUCAUAAACUUCAUAAGCAACUUUCGGCAGAUUGGAAUUUACCACCUCCCUGAUCUUGUUGGUAUUAUAAUAAAAUGUCUUGAUCCGUCGGAUUACAACAUGAGAAUAUUAAUGUUAAGACAUGCAACAUCUGCAUUGUUUUAUCUAGUAAAGAAUAUUCCAAUGGUGGAUUUCCACCAGGACACGCAACGUUUUGCGGUUGGUUCUCAGACCGGUCAUAUAAUAAUUUAUGACGUGAGGACUGCCACAAAGUGGCGAAUGUUUAUGGGCCGCCAAAGUGAAAUAGGGUGCGUAGCCUUUAGUUCUGCAGGAAAUUUUAUUGCGGCGUACUAUGUACGGGUUCCUUGCUUCAUCGUGUGGAAGUGUUCUUCGUCUGGUUUGCUUGGUUCUUUGCUGACCAAUACAUCUAAGGAAUAUAAAGUUGUAAAGUUGAAGGAGAUUUCCAACGCGUCCAUCAGUUUUAAUGAGGUAAUAUACAUCCUUUCUUAA
Messenger RNA from Theileria equi strain WA, 4575 nucleotides. RefSeq lists its product as hypothetical. The coding region runs from base 1 to 4575 and encodes 1524 amino acids. Gene Ontology annotation, molecular function: protein binding. Lineage: Eukaryota; Apicomplexa; Aconoidasida; Piroplasmida; Theileriidae. The transcript is spliced from 4 exons. Gene Ontology annotation, cellular component: cytoplasm. The record is from RefSeq and is a predicted model, not a curated record.